This is a messenger RNA of Blumeria graminis f. sp. triticale, 3069 nucleotides long. The record is from the annotation of a GenBank genome assembly. NCBI's taxonomy places the organism in Eukaryota, Fungi, Ascomycota, Leotiomycetes, Helotiales, Erysiphaceae.
AUGGAAAAUAAACAACUUCGCUCUGCAAGAAAUGAGCUUUUCCAACAGCUUCGACCUAAAUGCGUUGAACUCAGCCGUAUAGCCUUGCAAGAUAAUGCUAGCGUUGCAUGUCUCAAGGCUCAGAAGAUAGCUGUGGAAAGUAUACUCGGAGUUCUUCAAAAAAAAUGUCAGCAGACAGAUGGAACUUUUGAUGAGAAGUUAGCGGAUUAUGUCUUCUUCCCGCUAUCUCAAGUCCUACGAUCAAAACGUAAAUAUACCGAUCAAUUAUCUGAGUUGACUAUUAAGUGCAUAAAAAUAUUACUUGCAUUUGGUUGGAGAAACUCUAUUUCUCCAGACUUGGCCAAGCAGCUUUUAGUCUUACUCACGUUUGUUGCCGAUGGUUCAUCUGAAAAAGAGGUAUCAUCAGUACCAGAAGAGGUUAUGGCUGAGGCCUACGGCGCACUUGCACUAUUAUUUCAGAAUCUGACACAUACCUUUGGAGGUACGGGCUUUGUUUCAGAUCCAGGGACGUUACUUGCCCUAGGACAUUCAGUAUCAGUGAUGUUAGAUGGUAUCACAAACGGACCUACACCGGGGGUUCAAAUUGAAGCUCUAAUAGCUUUAGAUAAGUUAUGGCAUUGCAUCCAAGACCCAGAAGUCUUCCCAAAGUUUCUUCCAGGUGCCGUCUCAGCUCUAACGAAGAGUUUAACGCCGUCAUCAGGGCUUCGGAGAUCAAAAAAGUUCAUUGUUCAAGCUUUGAAAGUAUUUAAGCAUAUUCUCACCUCAACUUUGAAUGAUGUUCGCACUAGUACCAUCAAGAAAAUAUGCCCGAAUAUAGAAACUCCAUCAGUAACGGAUCACAAAAAUACUUUACUUACGGCCGACUGGCUUAAAUUAACUACAGAUAAAGUAAAAUUAGCACUUUCGGUCGUCACAAAAUUGCGCAACCAUCAAUCGGAGGAAGUGUGCCAAGCUCUUAAUAAAUUCUGUCUUUCUAUUCUAGAUGAAUGUCAUUCUACAUUAACUGAAUCUUCUCGCAUACUGGUAGAGACUUGCAUGACUUUGAAUGGAAUAAAUUGUGCUGAUAUAACUUGUGAAAGAACAACAAAUUUAACAGACCUUGCCCUCAUACACCCAGACCUUGCGGAUGUUGUCAGAGACGUAAUGUAUGAAUGGAUUACGGAUCUUCCAAGAGUGAUGCAAGCAAACGAUGAGGCAGCAAAAGUUUCAGUCCUUAGAAAACUGUCAAGAACUCAAGAAUUACUAGUGGAAUUGAACAUAAGAUCACCAAUUCUGGAAAAAACGCUCCACAACUCUCUACGUGAUAGCAUCACAGUAGCAACAGAAUCAUUAGUGUGUUCAAGAGCUCUAGAGGAAAUUGAACUCAACCUAGACAGCCAAGCUCUAUCGACUUGGAUCAUGCUCGGCUCUAGCUCAUUAGAAUUUCAGCCCACUAUUAUGCUUCAUGAGUGUCAGACAUACACUCGAAAGGAACUUUUAAAUUUAGUAGCUAGUGUAGGAACAAGGCUAUUAAAGAUUGAAAUGGCAAAUGACAUGCUUGAAUAUACUAAGUCUGCUUCUGGAGACAAUGUUCUUUCAGCUUAUUGGCUCUGUUUCCAACUUCUCAAGUCUUCAGCAUCAACAAACCAGGAACCUGAUGAGCUACUUGAGUCUUCUUUAACUCAUCAUGAUCAGCAUAAUAUAGUUGAGCAGGAGCUUUUCUCAUAUUCACUAUCUCAACUAACAACAAACAAUGAUGAAAUUAGAGAUUGGCGUCUUCAACUCGUUGCAAUAGAAGUCAUAGCCGAAAGAGCCAAAAAAAUGCAGCGCAAUUUUAGACUUGAACUUGUUGACGCCCUUUAUGCUAUUGUUCAAAUUCUGGGAUCUCGAAAUCCACGCUUAAGGGGGCACGCAAUUACUUGUCUCAAUAUUAUAUCCCAGUCUUGCGGCUACAACAGCCCAAGUGAUCUAAUAAUUGAUAAUGUAGAUUAUAUGGUUAACGCCAUUUCUUUACAACUUAAUUCAUUUAGCAUAGCUCCUCAAGCUCCGCAGGUACUGGUAAUGUUGAUACGUUUAACUGGGCCGAGUCUUAUCCUCUAUCUUGAUGAUUUAAUAAAAACUAUUUUUGCAGCGCUCGAAAACUAUCAUGGAUAUCAGUAUCUUGUUGAUGUGCUUUUUUCAGUCCUAAUGGAGAUAGUAUCUGUCGGAUCAAAGUCAGCCCAGCUUCGAAUAGCCAACGGUGAACUUACCUUGGAUCAUUGCAAAAAAUCACCUCCUAUCAUAACAUUAGAAGAGAUCAUAGAGACUUAUAUAUCUCCUAAACCUAGCUCAGAAUGUGAAAUCGUGCCUUCACACGAGCCUUUCCCGGAGACCCCAUGGAAAGCCGAUGAGCCUCCUCACGAACUAUGUACACCACCUCAAUGCAACGAGGAUCAUACUGAGGCGAUUGAAAUUCAGAAGCCAGCGCCUACUAAGACCUACCUAGCUCUUCUUUCUAUAGUCCGCACUACCCAAUAUUUUCUGACCUCGCCAUCGCCCAUGCUCCGCUCGAAAUUACUUGGGCUUGUCUCUGAAUCUGCGAAUGCCUUAUCAUUCGACGAAGAUAGCUUCCUGCCUCUAGUGAACGAUGUGUGGCCUGUGAUUAUCAAGCGACUCUAUGACUCGGAACCUUACGUUUGCAUUGCCGCAUGCCACACUGUUGCAAACCUUUGUAGGGGCGCUGGUGACUUUCUCGCAUCACGCAUAAGUACCGAAUGGUGUGGUUUAAUGAAACUGGCUAGGAUCUCAAAACAGAAGGCUACAGUUAGGAGCCAGGGUCGAGGAGCGAAAAACAUAUACAGCCAAGGGAGUCAAAUGUGGGAGGCUAUUCAGGUGCUAUUAACUGCUGUCGUAAGAUAUGUAAAAAUUAUGGACAUUAUGUAUGACCAAGUGCUCGAACUAUUCGGCUCUCUUGUUUGGGAGAGGCCAGAGAUUCUACAAACAAUGGAGAAUAUCAACGCAGAUGCUGUAUGGCUGGCCAUGCAAGGUUCACGCGCCUCAUCGGUAUUGACAACGCCCAACCUUAAAAAUUACAAGUUCGCAUGUCAAUGA